Molecule: messenger RNA, 2175 nt
Organism: Silurus meridionalis
Lineage: Eukaryota; Metazoa; Chordata; Actinopteri; Siluriformes; Siluridae
Gene: dnttip1
Product: deoxynucleotidyltransferase terminal-interacting protein 1
Exons: 13
Coding region: 359-1288 (309 amino acids)
Cellular component (GO): nucleus
Molecular function (GO): nucleosome binding; DNA binding
Source: RefSeq, a predicted model, not a curated record
CACGAUUGUGCAACCGGAAGUUGAUUAUAGAAUUCGUUUUGCGUUGUAAUUUUUUGGGGGACUCGCACAGGGACAGAGAAACUGAUUAUAAACUUGGGCAGUUUGCGUUGUUUUUUCGUUUCUUCUAUUGGAUCGAUUUUCAGAAGUCAUUCGCAGUAUUUGAACCAUGUGGCAGAUCGGUUAUAAUUGCAGAGCAGAGUAGCGUCAAAGCGAUUAGUGCAGUAGGUACGUUUGCCUUUGCUUGCUGUCAGCUCGUAUUAAAGUAGAUAAGUGCGAUCGGGAAUCGGAAAGAUCCUGAAGUCUGCUGAUCUCUUUGAAACGAGAGAAAAUCUAGCUUUCGAGUGAAGUGAAAUUGGUAAUGGGGGCGCACAGGAGUGAGGGACGCAGAGAGUGGCUUCAGCAGGACGCUGGGGAGCAGCAGCAGGUUCAGACCAUGAACCCUUGGAACAUCAUGAUCAAGCACAGACAGGUGCAGCGCAGGGGUAGGCGCUCCCAGAUGGCUGUAAGUUAUACAGAUCCUGUCAUUUCUAUGGACCUCUUGCGAACUGUGCUACAGUCCAGCUUUAACGAUGACAUAUUGGCAGUCUUUAAAAAAUACAUGAAGUUUUUUGAGAAGGCAGCAAGCAACGUGAAGGAGAACGUGGGGGAGGAGGUUCAGACGGAUCAGCUCAUCAAAGAGGCUUGUCGAAACUGCUUAGAGCACGCCAAGCAGCUCUUUCCUGAUGCAGAGAAAACUACACGACCUGUUUUUGAUCCAUCUAUAAAGCGCUCACGGCAGAUGGAUGAUGAUUCCAGCCAAAGAGGAAGCCCAAUCCCUAAAAAGAGGAAAGGCCGUCCCCCUCUGCCCACUCUACCUUAUGACAGAAAUGUAACGUACAGUACUCCGAUUAAACCCAAAAUAGUCGAGCCCAUAAAGCGGGAGGGACCGAAGUGGGAUCCCGCCCGGCUGAGUGAAAAAAGCACAUUUGUUUUAGGAUCCAGGGCGAACAAAGCUUUAGGGAUGGGAGGCACCAGGGGAAGGAUCUAUAUUAAACAUGCAGAUCUCUUCAAGUAUGCUGCUGAUGCUCAGGAUAAGCAGUGGCUUGCAGAGAGGCAACAUAUGAGAGCCACAGGUGGAAAGAUGGCAUAUCUUCUUAUUGAAGAGGACAUCCAAGACCUUGCCCUGAGUGAGGAAUAUAAAGACUGUCCUGAAUUGAGAUUGGAUGAAUUAAAGCCCUUUAUGGUUCCUGUCUGGAUGGUGGAGAAGAUGCAAAAGACAAUGGAUGCUCAGAGAUCCGAGAAGGAUUAAAAGAAAUUUGGAGCUUGGCACCAUUAAAUUUUUAGGGUACAAAUGCUGAUUUAGGAUCAACACACUGUCCAACAUACUUUUUAAAAGAUUAAUAGAUGUAUUUCUUUCGUAAAUGGCAAUAAGAACCGAUCCCAGGUCUGUUGUCUCGCUCUGAUCCAUAAGAUUCCCAAUGGCAUAGUUAGUCUGCUUCUGAAAGGGACCAGGCCAUGCACAAUGAAAAGAAUCUCAGUCAGAUUUUCCAUUAUUUUUAUUUCUGUGAAUGUUUUGCAUUUGUUUGUUUGUUUUAAUUACACAAUAGACACUGGCCUUGGAAUCAAGCUUAGCAAUUUUUACUUUGUGUGCAAAUAGAUGCUGGAAAUGUGUGAACUGUUAGGGUUUAUUAAACUCAGUAUUAUUAGAGAUUAUAUCAGACAGAUUUUUUUUUCUUCACAUUAAUCACAAAAGUAGCUUUAAAUAUCUGUGUAUAUACAGCAUGUAUUUUCUUACACGGGUUUUUUAUGGGAGGUUGUCUGCAUAUGUAUGCACUCACUGAUCUUGUUUUGAGUACUUUGCCCUCUUUAGUUAUAUGGAAGCAUUUUGACAGCCUGUAAAAGGUUUUAACAGGAUACCAGAGAAGCUCCCCCCCCCCUCCCAUGUACACAAAAAGGGAAUUCAAUUAACUUAUUCCUACUUAUUUUUAGUCAGGGUAAAAUGUUUAGGGGGAAAGGAAAUGUAGCUGUAGUGUAGUAAUAAGAUGUCCAACAUUUUAUGACUUGUGUCCCCGUUUGGUGGCUGAAUGAGAACAGUAUUUGACAAUUACAUGUUUUACAGAAAAAUGGUGGGAAAUGUAAGUUAUUUUGAAACAAAAAAAAAAUACAAUUAAAAAAGCUUUUGUUGUGGGAAAUACA